UGCAGAGGCGGGCGCAGCCGGGCUUUAAAAGACCUUGCCGGGACGGGUUCGCCUCCACACACCACCACACCGUCCCUAUGGCCCCUACGGUGCCGCUGGCUCGCCUGGUGCUUGUGGCCCUGCUGGCCCCACGGCUCGGGGUGGCCUUCCCCAGCUGUGACUACCCGGUCCACCUCUGGUGCAGCUCGCGGGAGAUCGCCGUCGCCUGCCAGGUGGAGAGCCACUGCACCAACCUCUCGCGUCCAGCGGCUGCUCCCGUGGAGCUGAGCCUGUACUAUGAGAGCCUGUGCCCAGCUUGCCGUGAGUUCCUGGUCCAGGAGCUCUUCACCACCUGGCUGCUGCUGCCUGCCGAGGCCCUGAGCAUCACCCUGGUGCCCUAUGGCAACGCUGAGGAGAGGAACAUCAGCGGGAAAUGGAACUUCCAGUGCCAGCACGGCCCGGAGGAGUGUUUGGGCAACAUGAUCGAGACCUGCCUGAUGCAUGAGGCCAAGAACUUCAGCACCUACUUCCCCGUCAUUUUCUGCCUGGAGUCAGGCAGCUCCGUCACCAAGAACCUGGAGGCCUGCCUGCAGGUCUAUGCCCCACAGCUGGAUGGGGGCCGCAUCACUGCCUGCGUGCAGGGGGACACAGGGGCUGCCCUGAUGCACCGCAACGCCCAGCUGACCGAGGCACUCAACCCCCCACACCAAUACGUACCCUGGAUCGUCAUCAAUGGGAAGCACACGGACGAGCUGCAGGCACAGGCGCAGGCCUCGCUGCUGGGGCUGAUCUGCCGCCUCUACCAGGGGGAGAAGCCCGAAGCCUGUGAGGGCUCGAGGGCCCACAAGGCCGCAGGCAGCUGCAGGCACUGAGGGACGACGUAGGAGCACCAAGCGAGAGGCGAAUAAAAAAUAUAGUUUUGUGGUAAAACAA
Falco peregrinus (peregrine falcon) is the source of this 912-nucleotide messenger RNA. RefSeq names its product IFI30 lysosomal thiol reductase (gene IFI30). Gene Ontology annotation, molecular function: oxidoreductase activity, acting on a sulfur group of donors, disulfide as acceptor. The record is from RefSeq and is a predicted model, not a curated record. Gene Ontology annotation, cellular component: lysosome. Bases 78 to 851 code for a protein of 257 amino acids. The transcript is spliced from 7 exons. NCBI's taxonomy places the organism in Eukaryota, Metazoa, Chordata, Aves, Falconiformes, Falconidae.